ACUCUGACCAAGCCUACACUAUUCCUGCGCCCUUUCUCCUGACAUCCUCUUUCAACAGACUUCAAGAGCGUCGGGUGGAAACGCACACAGAGUAGACUAGGCUACAGGAAGGAGAACCACGUCCAGUCGAACGAGUUUGACGCGACACCUGAACUACUGCGUGCUUCAGAAACACAGCUGAUUUUGGACUUGAUCGAACCCUCUAUAUGCAACGCUGUCCAAUGAUCUGCAGCAUGAAUACAAUACUUCUGCGUAACUUUGCGAAGUUUUUUUUAUGCUGGAAUGUAAUUUACCUACACGUUUACGCACAGGUUCAUCCAGAGGUCGGCCUCACAGCACAGGAGCAGAUGUACCUGCUGUAUGACGUCAAAGUUGAGUGUCAUCAGAACAUCUCCACACACAACCCUGCAGAUGACCUUUGUGCCCCUGGCUGGGAUGGUCUGAUCUGUUGGCCCCAGGGAUCCCCCGGCGAGCUAACCAAGGUCCCCUGCCCCAGCUACAUCUACGACUUCAACCAUCAAGGUCAUGCAUACAGGAAGUGUGAUGUCAACGGUUCCUGGGUUUCUGUGGAGGGGUUGAACCGAACAUGGUCCAAUUAUUCCGACUGCUUAAAAUUCCUUUUACCUGGUCAAGAGGAGGAAAAGCGGGACUUCUUUGACCGGCUGUACGUCAUGUACACCAUUGGAUAUGCACUGUCCUUCAUCUCUCUUCUAGGGGCCAUUGUCAUCAUAGGCUACUUCAGACGCCUCCACUGCACCAGGAACUACAUCCACAUGCACCUGUUCGUGUCCUUCAUGCUGCGUGCCGUCAGCAUCUUUGUCAAAGACAAGGUGGUCCACACCAACGGAGGUCUGCAGGAGUUUGACACAGCGCUCAUGGACAACUACAAGACCAUCUCUGCUAUGCCCCUUGACAACUCCCAGUUUGUUGGAUGCAAGAUCACUGUGUUGCUCUUCAUUUACUUCCUGGCAACCAACUACUACUGGAUCCUGGUAGAGGGGCUGUUCCUCCACAGCCUCAUCUUCAUGGCCUUCUACUCGGACACCAAAUACCUGUGGGGCUUUACCCUGAUUGGAUGGGGUGUCCCUGCUCUCUUCGUCGCCGCCUGGGCUGUUGUCCGGGCAACGCUGGCAGAUGCACGAUGCUGGGAGUUAAGUGCGGGUAACAUUAAAUGGAUCUAUCAAGUUCCCAUCCUUACAGCCAUUGGUCUCAACUUUAUUUUGUUUGUGAAUAUUGUGAGAGUGCUGGCCACAAAAAUCAGAGAGACAAAUGCUGGGAGAUAUGACACUUGGAAGCAAUGCAGGAAACUGGCUAAGUCCACUCUAGUGCUGGUGCUGGUGUUCGGGGUCCACUACAUAGUGUUUGUGGGCAUGCCACACUCGUUCAAAGGGGUCGGAUGGGAGGUCCGAAUGUACUGUGAGCUCUUUUUCAACUCUUUCCAGGGUUUCUUUGUGUCCAUUAUCUACUGCUACUGCAAUGGAGAGGUCCAGGCAGAGAUCAAGAAGACCUGGACCCGCUGGAACCUGGCGUUUGACGGGAAGGGACCGGCAGCAUGUGCCAACUACCGGUACGGCCUCAACCAGACCACUACCAGUCAGCCCCAGCCGCUGGCCGUGAUCUCGGGCACCUCCUCUCUCUUCUCCAGCCACGUGUACCGCAGUAGCCAAGCCAGGCACAGCGUCAGCACCCACACCACCUUGCCCGGCUACGUGUUCAGCAACUCUGAAGUGGAUAGCCUGCCCCCAUCCAUCCUAGAGGAGCCAGACGAGAGAGCCAAACAGGUGGACGACAUCUCCCUCCGAGAGUCCUUACCUGUGGUGAAUACCAACAGUAUAGGAGAGGACUUGGAGGAGACACUGUAGAGAGAGAGUAGAGGGAAAAUGGGAAUGUACAGCUGACAACAAUUGUGUUUUAUAUUUUUUGAAUGACAGGACAGAGGGAAGGUAGAGCGGGAGAUACACAGGAAUGAGGGCCACAAACAGAAAGUGGCUGAGACCGAACUCAAGCCUCGAAUUCGCAUCGUCAAGGGAAUACGUGGUUCGGAGUCGGCAGCCUUACCACUAGACCAGACUCCGGCAAAUAUCUUUGAUGUUUUGCGGAUAUGUCACGUUCGUCGUAGGAAGGAGACCAAGGCGCAGCGUGCGUAUCGUUCCACAUCUUUAUUAAUAUGUGAAACUAUGCAAGACAUACAAUAAACAAAACAACAAACCGUGACGACAGAGGUGCAACAUGCACUAACUCAAAAUAAUCUCCCACAAACACAAGUGGGAAAAACAACUACUUAAAUAUGAUCCCCAAUUAGAGACAACGAUGACCAGCUGUCUCUAAUUGGGAAUCAUACGAAAACCCCAACAUAGAAAAAAUGAAACUAGACAAAACCCCCCAGUCACGCCCUGACCUACUCUACCAUAGAAAAAUACGAGCUCUCUAUGGUCAGGACGUGACAGGAUACUGUAUAUCACCAUAUCCUUGUCUUACGCCAGAUAGCGCUUAAGAGUUGCAGUUUUUUUCUAUAUGGUCAUUGGUUAUUAUUUUCAUGGACUGUUAUUUGUCACUUCGAGUGGUGGCUAGACAAUCAGUCAGGUCUGUGGCUAAACAUGGACUGGAAGUGUUGCAGCUACAGACUAGUUUGUGUCUAUUUCAUUUGUAAUGCUGAAGACAAUUACAGUGCCUUCAGAAAAUAUUCACAUCUCUUGACCUUUUCCACAUUUUGU
Molecule: messenger RNA, 2714 nt
Organism: Salmo salar (Atlantic salmon)
Lineage: Eukaryota; Metazoa; Chordata; Actinopteri; Salmoniformes; Salmonidae
Source: RefSeq, a predicted model, not a curated record